AUGCCGGCUGAUGUGUGCCCGAGGGCGCCUGAGCCACAGACCACGGGACACGGAGGAGUACAGAUGGGAUUACUGGAAAACACACGUCUAGGGUCCUUCCCAUUUGCAAGUAUGUCUUCAACAAGUCUGCAUCCUGUCAAUGCUACACCGUCGGCAGCGAGUCCGAUCCAGACUGCGGACUCGGCCGCAAUCACCAUCUUCCAAAUCACGUCUUUGAUGGUGAUACUGAUCGCGGCUUUUCUCGGCAACGGGGUGAUCUUCCUCGUGUUUGUCAGGAAGCCCUCGCUGCUCUCCGUCUCCAACCGAUUCGUCCUCCAUCUGGCGAUAUGUAACUUCCUCAUGUGUGUGGUCGUCAUGCCGCCCGUUCUGGUAUCUGUCAUCUCCACGGACUGGAUGCUGAAGGAACAAAGCUGCAUCGCCACUGGCUUCUUGAAUGUGCUCCUCUUCGCGGCAAUCAUCUUGACUUUGGUCAUGAUCACAGUGGAUCGGUACGUAGCUGUCAUGUUACCAUUACGCUACUACAUUUACAUGACCGCCAGGCGGGCCGCAUUGAUGAUUCUACUGGUCUGGAUCAUGGCUCUCGCCCUGGCUCUCCCACCAGUUUUUGGUUGGAACUCCAUCUCGUACCACCACCAUCGCUUCAUCUGCACGGCCGCAGUGCCAGAUGGUAGUGGAACCCCCAACGAUAGCUACGAGAUAUACCUGGUGGUAGGGGGCUUCGCGGUGCCUCUGAUCUCUAUUGCAUCCAUGUACGGUCGCAUGUACCUAGCAGCCCGGGAUCUCGUGGCUAGAGACCGGCACCGCUGGUUCCGAGUCCCGUCCUCCGAGGAAACCACCGGCUGCUCCAGCACCGACCCCGUCAAGAAACAGCGGGCAUUCACCGGCGGCGGCAUCAAGAAGAUACUGCGAGUCCACAUUGGGGAUGAGUGGCGGACAGCUCAGACCACGCUCAUGGUCAUGCUGAGUUUUGUAGUGUCCUGGUUGCCAUACUACGUGGUGGGUUUGGUUGAGGCAGCCUUGGACAGACACGUUAGUCCGUUCUGGGAGUGGAUUCCCCUAUGGCUAGCUUUAUCCAGCAGCGCUUUCAACCCGUACGUCUACGUAUUCAGGAGUGCAUCUAUGAGACAUCAUGCCUUCUCGUUGUUCGGACUCCGCCGGCACGCAUCGAUAAAAGACUCAAAGUUGUUCACAGAAGCAUGAUACUAUUCCGAGCAAAGCAAUAGACAUGAGACCUAAUGACGUAAUUGCUUUGUUUAUACAUGCACUUUCCUAUGGGAGAGAAGUCGGGACACCAGACAAAAUAGGGACCAUCUGCCACAUAGGAAAGCUCACAUGUAAACAAAGUGUGACUUCAUUAGGUAUCAGGCCUAUUGACAGCUGUGAUGUGGGAUAUGGCGUUUAGGGUGCUAUGCGCCCCGAGGGGUAUGGCAUAUCCCACAUCACAGCAGUCAACACUUGUUUUGUUAUAUCGUGCCAAUAAGUCAAGCGGAUUAAUGGCUGUAACAUACUCUGAGAGAAAUAAAUUAAAUCACUACGGUGUAACCUUUGGUAACUACAGGUUUUCCCAGCCCAUGCCGGACAUGAGACUGAGCCGCGGU
Molecule: messenger RNA, 1598 nt
Organism: Patiria miniata (bat star)
Lineage: Eukaryota; Metazoa; Echinodermata; Asteroidea; Valvatida; Asterinidae
Product: G-protein coupled receptor 161-like
Exons: 2
Coding region: 1-1200 (399 amino acids)
Biological process (GO): G protein-coupled receptor signaling pathway
Cellular component (GO): membrane
Molecular function (GO): G protein-coupled receptor activity
Source: RefSeq, a predicted model, not a curated record